This is a messenger RNA of Schizophyllum commune H4-8, 924 nucleotides long. RefSeq lists its product as uncharacterized. The transcript has a single exon. NCBI's taxonomy places the organism in Eukaryota, Fungi, Basidiomycota, Agaricomycetes, Agaricales, Schizophyllaceae. The coding region runs from base 260 to 757 and encodes 165 amino acids. The record is from RefSeq and is a predicted model, not a curated record.
GGGAUCGACACAGGCCCAGGAAUACACUCUCGGCAACACAGACCCAGAAAACACUUUCUCCGUACGCGUAGCUACUCCUGAAUCGUUUCUAUCCGCUUUGACGAUUGACCAGAGCCGAAACACGUGUAUUGACAUUAGACCUUUUCUCAUCGUAUCUCUCCUUCUACCUCGCCCCGAACUGCACUUCAACCCAACCCAUCAUUCGAGCCCAUACUAUACGACCAGUCCGACCCAUCCCCCAUCCCACCGUCCCAACCACAUGUCCGAAUACUCGUUCUCCUACGAUGGCUAUCGCAAGUUCGUCGCCAACCAAGCACGCAUCGCGCGUUGGGCGGAGGAGACAGCGAGGGCAGUGGGUGGCGAGUAUGGUGUCCGGCCUGUACAUCAAGGAGAUAACUCGAGUACGACGGAGGACAGUAGCACGGCGGAUACUUCGAGCUCGACGACUCUCGAUGACAUGCGAGGGUCGCCCGAAACCCGAACGAGGCAACAUACGCACACACGAAUACGAGGCGGAAGUCUCUUACCACCCUCGGGACUAGCGCGCUCCCGCUCCACCGCCGCGACGCACCAACCGCCGCGCCCAACGGCCGCGUCGAGGCGCUCGUCGUCGAUGAUGGGAGGUGAGAUGGGAUACGGAGCGUGUAGAGCGACGUAUGGGAGUCAUGCGAUUAGAGGUCAGUUCCGUCUACUCUUCGAGCGAACGCAGAGACCUACCUCGCCUCCGCAGGAGUCACGGCUGGGAAUGAAGGCAUAGACCCGUGCCCCUUUCAGGUCGAGCCCGCUGAACGUGUUUUUCACGUCGAGACCGAGUCCGCGAGGCGCACGAGAGAGCGCGGACGGUCGCAGACGAGGCGGACAUCCGCCUCGUCGCCACACUCACGGACAUUGGUGCCGUCGUUCAGUCGGAAGGCGUCGCCACAU